This is a messenger RNA of Adineta ricciae, 336 nucleotides long. The record is from the annotation of a GenBank genome assembly. NCBI's taxonomy places the organism in Eukaryota, Metazoa, Rotifera, Eurotatoria, Adinetida, Adinetidae.
AUGAGCGAUUUCAGAGGAAAUUUAUACCGGCUCGGACGUCGCCCGGGUGAACAAGGUCCGCGUCCUCUGCUGAGUGACCAGGGCAGAGUUGAUAAGUUGGCGACUGGAAAGAACACAUAUACAAACUAUACGACGAAAAACACGCAAAGGCUAACUCUUGCCAAAAAUUCUUUGACAGUUGGAACAUGGAAUGUGCAGACCCUAUGGGCUGCUGGAAAAUUGGAAUUAUUGCGAAACGAAAUGAAACGUUUCACAUAUGAUAUAAUUGGUAUUUCUGAAGUGCGAUGGACAGGAAAAGGUGAAACACCGAAUGGNGACGGUUGGAUAUUUAUAUAG